AAAGGCUGGAGACUUGGGUGUCUAUAGCUGGAGCAGAACAGGAAGAAGAGAAAUCAUGACCCAAGAGCGACUGUGGCAGGUCCUAGAGCCAUUGUGGGGAGACCCUCGCGCCCUUUCAGCCCUGCUCUGUGGUUCAGCUGCAGCCAUUGUGCUGCUGAAAUGGCUGGAACGCAGGCAGAUCCAGCAGAAGAUGGAGGAGAUGAGGAGAACACGGGAUCUGGCUCUGGAGCGAAUGAAGAAGGCAGUUCACAGGCUUAAGCAAGAGAACCCAGGAACCCAGACCUCACAUAUCCUCUCGCUGACCAUGGUGGAGUUGGUGGAGAAGCUGAAGGAAGGGUCCCUGUCGCCAGAAAGUGUCCUGUACUCCUACAUGAGCAAAGCUUUGGAGGUAACUCGGGAGGUGAACUGCGUAAUAGACUUCAUUCAUGGCUGUGAGGAUCAGCUCCAGAAACUGAAGAAGCAGAAGGAGAAGGGACUGCUCUAUGGCAUUCCCGUCAGCAUCAAGGACCACAUUAACUGCAAGGGCCACGUCUCCUCUGGAGGGAUGGUGAAGUUUCUGGGCCAAGUGCAGGAAGAAGAUAGCGUCAUCGUCCAGGUUCUAAAGAGCCAGGGGGCAAUCCCCUUCGUGAAAACCAACAUCCCACAGACAAUGAUAAACUAUGACUGCAGCAACCUCAUCUUUGGCCAGACGCUGAACCCUCUCAACCACCAGAAGACCCCAGGGGGCUCCUCAGGAGGAGAGGGAGCUCUGAUCGCAGGAGGAGGCUCCAUCCUGGGCAUUGGCUCAGAUGUAGCUGGCAGCAUCCGCCUGCCCUCCAGCUUCUGUGGCCUGUGUGGGCUCAAACCUACAGGCAGCAGGGUCAGCAAGCUGGGUGUGGUUUCUCCUAUCAGAGGAAUGCAAUCAGUGACAGGGAUGCUGGGGCCAAUGGCGAGGGAUGUGGACAGCCUGGCCCUCUGCAUGAAGGCACUGCUCUGUGAGGAGAUGUUCCGGCUGGAUCCCACUGUGCCCCCCAUCCCCUUUAAUAAGGAGAUUUACACCAGUUCAAAGCCACUUCGAAUUGGGUAUUAUGAAGAAGAUGGCUACUUCCAGCCUUCACCGAGCAUGAAACGAGCCAUCCAGCAGACAAGAAAGCUCCUGCAGGACGCAGGGCAUACGCUUGUUCCCUUUGCACCACCCAAGAUUGACUAUGUGGUAGACGAGCUGUUUACCAGAGGGAUUUUCUCAGAUGGAGCUGCUCACCUGGUGGACUGCUUCAAAGGAGACAUCGUGGAUCCCAACCUGAAAUCCCAGUUCAACACUUACAGGCUUCCUACUGUGGUGAAAAGGAUCUUGGCUAUAAUUUUGAAACCCAUAUACCCACGAAUCGCUCGGGAUCUCAGCGCUCUCUGUGGAGUGGGGUCUGCCAAAAACCUCUGGGAUCAGCAUGGAGCAGUGGCGGCUUACCGCACUGAAUUCAUUGCUAAAUGGAGGAAGCUAAGGCUGGAUGUGAUUCUUUGCCCCAUGCUGGGGCCAGCUUUUAACCACGGCUACGCUGGGAAGCUAUUUGCUGCGACCUCCUAUACCAAUUUAUACAACGUCUUAGACUUCCCUGCUGGAGUGGUGCCAGUCAGCACAGUCACAAAAGCCGAUGAAGAGGAACUGAAGCAUUACCGAGGAUACUACAGAGACCCUUGGGAUAAGAGGCUGAAAGAGGCUGUGGAAGGAGCGGUGGGGCUACCGGUGGCUGUCCAAUGCGUGGCUCUGCCAUGGCAGGAGGAGCUGUGCCUUCGCUUCAUGAAGGAGGUGGAGAUACUUGCCCACAGCACAAAGAGAAAUGUGUGAUUUCUGGGAACCUGCCUUCACUGCGAUGGCUUUUCUUCCCCUGCCCUUCACAUCUGAUGCACAAAGCAAAGUAGAUAGUGACCUGCAGACUCUGAACCACCGUUUCAAUAAAGUGGCAAUAAAUGCUGUUUAAAAA
This is a messenger RNA of Cuculus canorus (common cuckoo), 1958 nucleotides long. RefSeq names its product vitamin D3 hydroxylase-associated protein. Gene Ontology annotation, molecular function: amidase activity; fatty acid amide hydrolase activity. The record is from RefSeq and is a predicted model, not a curated record. Lineage: Eukaryota; Metazoa; Chordata; Aves; Cuculiformes; Cuculidae. Bases 56 to 1822 code for a protein of 588 amino acids. The transcript has 15 exons. Gene Ontology annotation, biological process: fatty acid catabolic process.